UGCUUGGUUGUUUGUUGAAGGAGUGCUUCAAAGAAUCAGUUUUGCACUUUUCGUUGCAACUCACCCUCACCUUCUCUUCACCUCGCGACGUCUUCAUUAUUGGCAGUGUUCAGCUUCAUUCUUUUGCUGAACUCUCGCCGUCCGUUCUUUCCUUCCAGCCACAUCCCACCUUCGGUGACCCGCCUGGUGCCCAUCACUGCAUAUCCGCAGGAGCAGCUGGGACGGUGCGUUCGACGCGCACACGAAGCCUCUCCAGCCACCUUACUCCGAUAACACGAACACUCUGAACCUCUGAGGCCCAAGCAUCCAGAUCCGAGGAUCAAAGACAGCCCCGAGGAGUGCAGCCCUCGUCGCAGUACCCAGACUCCGAUCUCCGACCACGCCUGACAUCAGCCUCAUCCCUUAGGUCUAUAUUCGUGCGCGCGUCCUUGAGGGACGCCUUAUAGGCCUCGACUACGGCUGCAAGCAAAUAAUGGAUUCUCCAAAACCCUACACUAUUCACAACCGUCGCGAUUCUUCAGACUUGAUGGACUCUAACGGACCGUACUCAGGCUCCAUGGGUCAUCUAUUGUUUGUCUUCUUCAGUCUUCUGUUGCUAGCCUCGCUGUGCUCGCUAGCCUUAUUCAUCCUGCGCCGGAAGCGGCUCGCUAAGAAGCAAAGCAUGCUACCAACAUACCACCCUGCUGCCUCGCACCAUCGCUCUCCGUCAGUCAGCAACUUCAACACCAGCAAAAAAGAAUCCAUAUUUGUCUACGAUGAAAAGAUGAAUCUCAUUCACAACUCUUCAAGUCCACCUACAACGCCCGUCCCAGAGAUCCACAUCACCUUCCCCGACGAAGAGGGCAAUGCUGGCAGCAUGAAAAAGGGCCGUGUUGUCAUUGUCCACGUCACGGACUCUGGAAGUGUUGGCAUGGAACCCGUCGGUCAGGAGAAACUCCCGCCCUAUCAACAAGAAGAUGCCGACCGCUUUCAAUCGCUCGACCUAGAGAGAAUAGGCGGAUUGAAAGAAAAGGAGUCAUUGGACAAGCGCUGGUCAUGAUCAGCCCCUAUGCUUGCUUUCCGCGAUUGGGAACUGAUGCUGUAGGCAUCCUCCCUAACGGCACUGAGCCAUUUGGCAUAUCUCUGCCUACUACGACGAGACAUUGAAUACAGCUCGGCUGGACAUAUUCUUGGGGCGGAUCAGCCUUUCUCGACGCUCUCUGCGCGUUACUCCACGAUGAUGGUGUGAACCUUUAAUAAUUAUGGGCGGGCAGUGUUUAUUAGGCCCCGACUAGGCUGGAGUUUGUACAUAUUGUAUAUUGAGACGAGGUAUUGAUCAAAUCAGUGACAGGCAAUUCUUGAGCACGAAAUGUCGACUGGUCAAGCCUUCCAGUCCAUAGAAAAUUCCGUGAGUGUCUGGAGGUAUUCCUCCUCAUAGCUAAGCGAAGGCACUCUUGCAGAAGCCGAGCUCUUGAUGACCACGGCAAUCCCUUCCCUUGCUUCUCUCCACACCGCAAUAUUCAUCGUUCU
This is a messenger RNA of Exophiala xenobiotica, 1509 nucleotides long. RefSeq lists its product as uncharacterized. Lineage: Eukaryota; Fungi; Ascomycota; Eurotiomycetes; Chaetothyriales; Herpotrichiellaceae. The record is from RefSeq and is a predicted model, not a curated record. The coding region runs from base 473 to 1039 and encodes 188 amino acids. The transcript has a single exon.